UUUUUUUAUCGCCGACCAACUUAAUAAAUCAGCUAACAUGGAGGAAAUAUCCGUCUCGGAACAGACCGUGUCUUCUCCUCACAGGGACCAGGGCGGCUUCAUUCUGCAUACACUCUCCAACUCGGCCCGGCCAAACGGUCGGAUCCGUGUGACGCGUGCGUGCGAUAGAUGCAAGAAGAGAAAAGUGCGAUGUAACGGCCAACAGCCAUGUAAUGUCUGCGCGGAAGCAAGGGCCUCGUGCUCCUUCAACGCCACGCAUACUAGAGGGAGGAGGCCCAACGUCCGAGUCUCUCGGCCUGGUCUUCCACCGCAGAUAGCGCCGAAUUCGGCAACAAGGAGAGCGUCGUUGAAUGAUCCAAGUAGCCAGACGGCUUUGGAAGACCUAGACCAGCCAGUGCCUGGGGGAGACUCGCUGAUCACUACCGAGCCUGCUUCUCGCAUGUCGCCUGAACCAACCCAGACAGAUCUCCAAGGCUAUUAUGUUGGUUCUUCGUCUGGUAUCUCAUUUCUCUCCAGGAUCCAGAAACGGUUUGGCGAGACUGUCUCUUUCCCCCAUGGCCUCUCCGUUUUCAACUUUGGAGACGCUCCAUUACCUGGGGGCGAAGCCUAUCACAACUCGGCCGGUACUGCACAGCCCUGCCUUGACCCGGCAUUCUUUUUCCUGCUCGAACGGCAAAGCACGACUCGACUGGUCCAGAGAUAUUUCGACUUUGCAGUCCCUGUGGACCGGUUCCUGCAUCGACCAACUAUUGAGCGACGGCUCGACGAGUUCUACGAGACGAAGGGCGCAAUGUACGAUAAGGAUACUGCGCCUGCCGAGAGAUCUGUUCUCUUCAUGGUCUUUGCGAUUGCCCAGGAACACAUGGUAACCAAGUUAUCCCAGUCAGGUGUCGAUACCAGUGUGCGAUACUUUCGAGCUGCUGACCACCAACUCUCCAUGGAGUUGGGUGCCGUGCGGCUAGCGAGCGUUCAAGCCCGUCUCUGCCAAUGCCUCUGGCUCCUCUCGCAGUCACGAAUAAACCAUUGUUGGAGCCUCUUCGGUACCGUCGCUCGUCUAGCCCUCGCUCUCGGUCUCCAUCGCAGCCGAAACGCUAGAUCCGACUCCAUGUCGCGAGUUGAGAUUGAGUGUCGCCGAAGAACAUUUUGGAGUGCGUAUAGUCUCGACAACUACCUCAGUGCAGCUCUUGGGAGGCCUCGAACCUUUCACGACAGAGACAUCGACCAGAAACUCCCAUCAUGUGUUGAUGACGACGACAUUGAUAACGCGGACGAGUCAAUAUCCUCUCCUUCGAGACCGCUACUAACCUUCUCAUCCGGGCCGGUUGCUUAUGCUAAGCUAUCGCGUAUACUUGGCGGAAUAUUGGUGGACGUCUACUCAAUUGAACCAAUGACUGUAACCCAGCGACUCACCCAUACAGCCAAAUAUAUGCAAGAGCUCAAGAGCUGGAGAUCGCGAAUGUCGAACUUCCUCGAUCAAGAUCCCGCAAUCGCUGCACAGUUGAUCUUGAUCUAUCAGCGACAGCGUAACGUGCUCAACCUUGCCUACUGGCAUACAGUCAUUCUGACCAAUCGCCCAUUGCUACUCAACAACUUUGCAAGACUUACCAGUAGUAGACGACAAGUCGAGGAUGAGCGAAAAGCACAGCUCGACGAGAGCGCUGCGGACUGUCUCAACGCGGCAAUGAAUAUUGUUGGCAUAGUGGACAUGCUCGUACAAUCCAAACAGCUGUUUCGAGCUUUCUGGUUCACCCCUUACUUUGCCUUUUCUGCUUGUGUCAUUCUCUACGUCUACACAAUCCAGCGCAGCAGAGAGCAGCAAGUCGUGUAUCAGGCAUAUUUUGAAGCUGCUGAGCGUUGCCAGCAACAGAUCGUAGAUAUAGCCGGAGAAGGAACUCUGACUUCUCGAUAUUGCCUCGUCUUGGAAGAGCUUCGUGCCGAGGUUGUUGCACAGAGAGGACUCGCUCAGAAUCUCACACAAGUUCAAUCGUCGAUAGAUGCGAGAACCCAUGUUAAUAUAUCUCGCGCUCAUGAUGCUGAGACAAUGGCAGAGGCUGGGUUAAGUAUGGACGUGCCUGAUCUUUCAGGAAUGGGUUCUUUGGACGACUGGCAUGUCAGCCCGUCCGAUUCUCUAGAAGAUAUCACAGGCUGGGGCCAGUUUGAUGCUAUGGUGGUAUCUGGCUUUAAUGGCGAAUAUCCGUUCAUCAUGGGUGACAUUACUUAGUUUGUCGAGUAUGCUUUUACUGAGUCAGCUAUGGUUACUCUAAGCCACUGGGUCAACAUAGGAGGUUUAUAAACUGUAGCUAUAUCGACCAGGACUGUUAUGAUUUGAACGGAUCCUACUGCCACUAGACGAUUGUGAGAGCAAACUCUCGUUGGCAUUGGGUAGUAUUGCAGUCGCCACCAGGAUACGUAUGGGGGUCGACGGAUAAUUUUAGUAACCGGAGCUUGUAUCCGUCCGCAUCCGUCGGAAAUGCAUCUUC
Fusarium odoratissimum NRRL 54006 is the source of this 2480-nucleotide messenger RNA. RefSeq lists its product as uncharacterized. The transcript is spliced from 6 exons. The record is from RefSeq and is a predicted model, not a curated record. Gene Ontology annotation, cellular component: nucleus. Lineage: Eukaryota; Fungi; Ascomycota; Sordariomycetes; Hypocreales; Nectriaceae. Gene Ontology annotation, molecular function: zinc ion binding; sequence-specific DNA binding; DNA-binding transcription factor activity, RNA polymerase II-specific. Bases 38 to 2221 code for a protein of 727 amino acids. Gene Ontology annotation, biological process: DNA-templated transcription; positive regulation of transcription by RNA polymerase II.